AUAGGUGGACAAAGUGUCCGUCCGGGCCGGACCCAAUAAUUUAAGUGGGCACAAAUUUUUUUUAAGUAUUAUAUAUAUGUAUAUAAGAAGCCCAUCUCAUUAAGACCUAGGCCCAGCCCACCCCUCACCACUUAGCCCAAUGCCCCAAUCCACCCUCACCCGUAUGUUGACAAAAAAAAAGAAUCCACAGAGAAAGGAUGCAGAAGAGUGCAAGAGCCGAUAGCAGAAGAAAGGACGCCGAAGAAACGACGCUGGCACGCCGCCGAACGCCGACCUCCACCCUUCAGAUCCAGAAGCCUUCAUUUUUCAAGAUCUUAUUGGGCGACUUCGCCACUGUUCUCCGUUUGCCGCUGCUGUUUGUGGAGGUUUACGGGGAGAGGCUUUCGCCGACGGUGUCACUCGCCACCGGCGCAUCGCCGGAGAAAUCAUGGGCGGUGAAGGUCGAGAAGAGCGGCGAUCAUUGGGUGUUGGGAGAUGGUUGGUCGGCUUUUGUGAAGGGGAACCGUUUGGAAGCAGGGGAUUUCGCUAUUUUCUGGCUGAUGGAUAAUUGGUCUACCUUCAAGGUCCGGCUCUAUGACUGCACUUGCUGCGAUAAGCAACUUUCUUCCAGAUUCUUCUCCCCUGGUGGAUUUCCUGGGGAGACGAAAGUUAUGAGGUUUGGUGAUAAUGAAAAACAAGAAUGCGAAGGUGGUGUUGGUAUAUUAGCCGAGAAGGUGGUUGGAAUUUAGUUGCGGUUCGGAGUGGUUGAUUGCUUAGAUGACGCCGGUCGAAGUGCGGUAGUCAAAUUAGGCCACGGUCCCCUGAGUUUUUGGCUUGUAAAGUGUCAAAUUGCCGAUUGGAACAUAAAACUGAUAAAAGAAUGUGGUCAGAAAAGAAGAAGGAUUGGUAAGGUGGAAUAGGAUGAACCCAUCGUCGUCGGAUAAAUUACUGGUGACGAU
This is a messenger RNA of Cuscuta campestris, 938 nucleotides long. NCBI's taxonomy places the organism in Eukaryota, Viridiplantae, Streptophyta, Magnoliopsida, Solanales, Convolvulaceae. The record is from the annotation of a GenBank genome assembly.